UAUCCACACCAUCGACCUUUCCUUUUCCGGACGCUUCUGGAACCCAAUACUGCCGCUUCCCAUCCCACGAGGACCCUCUCGCCUCCUCUAGAAGCUCCUCUCCACCUCACCCAAUCCCUUUUUUCCCUUCUCCCCUUUCGUCGUCAAAGAGUGUCGCAAGCCUGACCUGAAGCUUCUUCUCACUUCUUCCCUCAGUUCCCACUUCGCUUCUCCAAAGUUCCAAUCAAGCGAUGGUACUGGUUGAUAAUCAACUUGGUGGGUGGACUGUACGCUUCACGUUGUUAGGGCUAAUCUUUGGAUGCUAAGAUGGCUGAACAAUUCUACACAGUUGCAUCAGAUAGUGAGAACACUGGUGAUGACAAAGUGCAAUCUGCUUUUCCUGAUCUUGCAAUUGGUAUUGAUAUUGGAACUUCAAAGUGUAGUGUUGCGAUAUGGAAUGGUACACAAGUGGAACUGCUUAGGAAUCCCAGAAACCAAAAGCUGAUGCGCUCUUAUGUCAUGUUCAAGGAUGAUAGUCCUUCAGGAGGAGUAAGUGAAGAACUUGCUCAUGGUGAGCAGGAAAUAUUCUCAGGAAGUGCAGUUUUUAAUAUGAAACGCUUGGUUGGAAGAGUGGAUACAGACCCAGUGGUUCAUGCCAGCAAAACUCUUCCUUUCCUGGUUCAGACUUUGGAUAUUGGUGUCAGACCAUUUAUUGCAGCUCUAGUAAAUAAUGUAUGGAGAUCCACUACACCGGAAGAAGUCCUUGCAAUUUUUUUGGUGGAAUUGAAAGCCAUGGCAGAAGUUCAACUGAAGCGUCGAAUCAGAACUGCCAUUCUAACUAUACCGGUCUCUUUCAGUCGCUUCCAGAAAACCAGGAUUGAGCGUGCCUGUGCAAUGGCAGGGUUACAUGUCCUCAGGCUUAUGCCAGAACCUACUUCAGUAGCACUACUGUAUGCACAACAGCAGCAGCUAUCUUUACAUGAGAAUAUGGGAAGCGGCAUUGAAAAAGUUGCUCUUAUAUUCAAUAUGGGGGCAGGAUAUUGUGAUGUUGCUAUAACUGCGACAGCUGGUGGAGUCUCUCAGAUCAAAGCACUGUUGGGUUGUACUAUGGGUGGAGAGGAUAUCCUUCAGAAUGUCUUGUGUCACCUUCUGCCAAACUUUGACACUUUCUGUGCUGAUCACAGUAUGGACAAAAUCAAAUCAAUGGGAUUACUGCGCAUUGCAACCCAAGAUGCAAUUCACAAACUCUCCUCCCAGCCCAGUGUGAUUAUUAAUGUGGAUUUGGGUGAUGGAAAUAAAGUAUGCAAAACCUUGAACCGUUCAGAGUUUGAGGAAGUGAAUAGCAAGCUAUUUGAGAAAUGUGAGAAGCUUAUAAUGCAGUGCCUGGUUGAUGCCAAAUUCACUGCAGAAGACAUAAAUGAUGUCAUACUGGUAGGAGGGUGUUCCAACAUUCUGAAGAUCAGAAGUCUGGUGCUGGGGUUGUGCAAAAGAGAGAAUUUAUAUGAGGGUAUAGACCUACUAGAGGCUGCAGUCUGUGGUGCUGCGCUAGAAGGAGCUGUUGCUUCAGGAAUUAGUGAUCCCUCAGGGAGCUUGGAUUUACUAACUAUACAGGCAACCCCUUUGAGCCUGGGCAUCCGUGCUGAUGGUGAUGGCUUUGCAGCAAUCAUAAACCGGAACACGGCGAUUCCUGCAAGAAAGGACAUGCUGUUUACGACAGCACAUGACAACCAGAUGGAGGCCUUAAUUGUUGUUUAUGAGGGGGAAGGAAAGAAGGUGGAAGAGAACCACCUCUUAGGUUACUUCAAGAUCACUGGGAUUCCCCCAGCACCAAAAGGGACUGCUGAGAUUAGUGUUUGCAUGGAUAUCGAUGCUUCGGAUGUGCUUAGAGUGUUGGCUGGUGUUGUUCUUCCAGGCACCCAGAAUGCUGUUUCACCUUUCAUUGAAGUGAGAAUGCCAACACUGGGAGAUGGUCAUGGCUGGUGUGCACAGGCGCUUGCUAAGAUGUAUGGUUCUUCCCUGGACCUAGCCACCAUUCCAAAGAAGUUGCAGCAGUGAGUAAUAGAUGGUGAAUUAUUGUCUCCAUUUUUUACUUGCUUCCUUACAGAAAUGUGUGUUCACCUCAGAGGUGCUUUAUGAUGAGACUUUAAGACCUGUUCUUGUUGUGUAAUAGUCUCUGCGGCUAAUAGAAUCUCUGUUCAAUCUAGUAUAUAUUACAGCUUAUUCCAUCUGAUGGUUCACCGUACUGAAUAUUGUUUACCUAUCAUUGGAGUUUCCUUUUCCUGCAGCAA
Molecule: messenger RNA, 2267 nt
Organism: Elaeis guineensis (African oil palm)
Lineage: Eukaryota; Viridiplantae; Streptophyta; Magnoliopsida; Arecales; Arecaceae
Product: heat shock 70 kDa protein 8
Molecular function (GO): ATP binding; ATP-dependent protein folding chaperone
Source: RefSeq, a predicted model, not a curated record